CCCACUGCGAUGGGAAUAAGAGCAGCCGCUGGCGCUGGGAGCUACUGGAGCCACUGCCCAGCCCAAGUGUGGCUGCAACUUCCGCGGGGCUCUAGCUGGACGACACCGCAGCCCUCUCUGCUCCAAGUCACUGCCUUCCAGGAGUCGUCAUGGGCUUCCAGAAGUUCUUCCCGAUUCUGGCUCUCAGCAUUUUGGUCCUGUACCAGGCAGGCAGCCUCCAUGCAGUGCCAUUCAGUUCCACCUUGGAGAGCAGCCCAGACCUGACCACACUCAGUGAAGAGGAAGCACGCCUCCUGCUGGCUGCACUGGAGCAGGACUAUUUGCAGAUGAAGGCCAGUGAGCUGCAGGAGACAGAGGACUCCAGUGUCACUGCCCAGAAGAGAGCCUGCAACACUGCCACUUGUGUGAGCCAGCGGCUGGCAGGAUUGCUGAGCAGAUCAGGGGGUAUGGUAAAGAACAACUUUGUGCCCACUGAUGUGGGUUCCAAUGCCUUUGGCCGGCGCCGCAGAGACCUUCAGGAUUGAGCAGUUUUGAAUGGACCCAGAAAGAAGGUCACAAUGAAGCUAAACUCCACUUCUUUUAAUGUGUAAUGAAAGCAAUGUAUAAAAAAGUUGCCAUGGAAGAUAUACAUAUUUGCAUCCUUCUUGAUAUGGAAAACUACCUUCUUCAUUUGAAAGAAACUAAAGCUGAGUGCAGAAUAAGCUCAUUGCAAUUAUCUAUUGUACAUCAUUUUUAUAUUUGAUUCUGUAUCUAAUAAACAUGACAGCAUGUCUCAUUGGCUUAUCUGAUAGCAAAUCUGGUCCUCAUCAGCCAUUCUGUUGAUGUGGAAGCUCUGCUAAACCUCAGGGGGACAUAAAAUCACUGCCUCUUGGGCAUUUGGGGACACCUGGUAAUGUUAUGCCUUGAUGGAACUAUUUGUUUAAAGAAAUGUCAGUGUUGUCGUGAACUUCAUCAAAAUUUAAAAAAAUGUAUUUUCGAUAUCCUUAAAUGAAAUUUCUGCUGCUUUUUAUGCUAUUUUUUCCCAGGAAAGCUUCAGGGGCCUGUGAAUACAUUGUUGACCAGGCUGACUUCCUUGAAGCAAAGGCAACAUACUUGGGUUGGCUUCUCAGUCAUGUACCCUCAGUUUUGAGUGAAACAUCCAUUAUUCAAAUUAUAACCCUGUGCAUAUCAAA
Ictidomys tridecemlineatus (thirteen-lined ground squirrel) is the source of this 1172-nucleotide messenger RNA. Its product is annotated as calcitonin. Gene Ontology annotation, biological process: adenylate cyclase-activating G protein-coupled receptor signaling pathway; regulation of cytosolic calcium ion concentration. The record is from RefSeq and is a predicted model, not a curated record. Gene Ontology annotation, molecular function: hormone activity; calcitonin receptor binding. Lineage: Eukaryota; Metazoa; Chordata; Mammalia; Rodentia; Sciuridae. Gene Ontology annotation, cellular component: extracellular region.